This is a messenger RNA of Salvelinus sp. IW2-2015, 295 nucleotides long. It is a transcript of the gene col19a1, whose product is annotated as collagen, type XIX, alpha 1. The record is from RefSeq and is a predicted model, not a curated record. NCBI's taxonomy places the organism in Eukaryota, Metazoa, Chordata, Actinopteri, Salmoniformes, Salmonidae.
GGUGACUCCCAAUCCCUUGGAUACAGCUGGAGCAGGCCAGCUCCCCCAGAUGCUCUCCCAGCCCGUCCAGCCAGCCCAGGUCCAGCGGGUCCAGCAUUCCAGCAGUGGCAGAUGUCAAUGUUCAGCAGGAAAGGGUGAUCAAGGUCUACCAGGCUUGGCAGGACUUCCAGGACAGAAAGGAGAUCAAGGAGACAAGGGAGAGACCGGGAAAGAUGGGUUCCCUGGAAACUCAAGCCAGAAGGGUGACCAGGGUGUUUUCUGGCUUCCCAGGUCUGGAUGGUAUUCCUGGACAGAA